Messenger RNA from Necator americanus (New World hookworm), 2619 nucleotides. RefSeq lists its product as uncharacterized. Gene Ontology annotation, molecular function: aspartic-type endopeptidase activity; nucleic acid binding; zinc ion binding. The transcript is spliced from 3 exons. Lineage: Eukaryota; Metazoa; Nematoda; Chromadorea; Rhabditida; Ancylostomatidae. Gene Ontology annotation, biological process: proteolysis. The coding region runs from base 1 to 2619 and encodes 872 amino acids. The record is from RefSeq and is a predicted model, not a curated record.
AUGCAGAAUCUCUGCCACAAUUGUGGAGAAAAGGAUCACUGGGCUACGAAAUGCCCCAAAGGAACUUGCAGAAUCUGCAGACAAGCCGGACACUACACGUCCAUUUGCAAAGAACUCUUCAGCUCUCAGGAAACCCGUCAAAAGCCUCCACUCCGAGAAGUACCACAGAAGCAGGGAACGAAGCCUCAACUACCCAAGACCAAGACUAUAGCUGCGCUACGAAAGAUCAAUAAUACGUCUUGGUCGACAACUAGACCGCGUGGCAAUACGAAUAAAAUAAAUCUAUCCGUAUCUUUGGAAAACCCUCACAAUACCACAAAGACUUCGAAAAUAAAUACGGUCGCUUCGAAUGACUUUAGCAAAGGGGAAAGGAAAGCUUCAGACGCAGUUUUUCACGUCAGCAACACAACGAACGUUCUCAUUCUGGCGGGACAAGCCGGAGUACUUAAUCCGACAACAGAAGCGUUAGAACCAGUCUACGUGAUUCUCGAUACAGGAGCUGACCGAUCGUUCAUCAGUAGCAGUUUGGCUGAGCGCCUCCAGCUGAAAGACGUAGAUUCCAGUCGUCUAAGCAUCAACACCUUCGGCGCUCACAAGCCUUUCGAAAAGACUUGCGGCAUCACGGUUCUCCGCAUGUGGGAUGCUGAGAGAGUUCCACAUACGUUCACAGUAACGAAAAUCGAUACCAUUACAAAACCAUUAACAAGAAGCAGACUAAGUCAAGAGGACAACCAGUUCCUGUUCGAAAACGAUAUUCAUCUCUCCAUCAACCAUACUGUCGAGAAGAUCCAGCCAGAUAUCCUUCUUGGCUGCGCCGAUCUUUUCUCACUCCUCAAGGAUGGACUAGGAGCUCAAACGACACUCCGAUCCGGAUUGAAAGCAAUCCCCUCGAGACUGGGAUAUCUCAUAUCUGGACGAAGCGGCGAAGAGUUAGUCAACUCGGAAAGUUCGGUACAAGUGGCCCAAACAAUAGCCUUAGAGGACACAGAUAAUGAUUUUGCGCAGACUUGGGAACAGUUCUGUGAAUUCGAGAAGUCCGGGGUUAAGGAAUUUUCGGGUCCAAUAACGGAGGAACUGAAGCAGACAGGCGCAGAAGUCUGGAAAGCUUUUGAAGAAACUAUUGAAAAGAAAGAAGAUGGAUACUAUCUGCGCCUUCCAUGGAAGAAGGAAACAAGCGGACUUCCUGACAAUAAAUCGACUGCAUAUCGUCGUCUGCAAGCAAAUCUUUCUAAGCUUAGGAAGGAUCCCAAUCUACUGCAGCAGUACGACGACACGGUCAAGAGUCAACUCGAGCUGGGUAUCAUCGAAGAAGUUGCUGAGGAUUUAACAGUCGAGGAAGGAGAAGUUGUGCACUACCUAGCACAUCAAGCCGUUGUCACGCCGCACAAAGAAACUACCAAGCUACGCGUUGUGUUCGAUGCUUCAGCACAUCUAAGCAAUUCCCCGUCGCUGAAAGACGUUCUCUAUCAAGGACCAGUCAUUCUUCCGAAGAUGUGGGACAUCUUGCUCCUGUUUAGAUUUGGAGAUGUUGUCAUCAUCAGCGACGUUGAAAAAGCCUUUCUGCAAGUACGGCUGCAUCCCAAAGGCAGAAAUGCAACAAGGUUCAUAACGCAUGUCGAUGACCAGCUUGCCAAGGAAAUCGAAGACAACACAUAUGUGGACAAUCUCAUCGUAACCAAAAGAUCAUCAGGGUUGCGGUUUUACAACGAUUCGAAAGUCGUUUUCAAGGAACUCAAUAUGAACCUUCGCGAAUUUGAAUCCAAUGAUAAGCAGUUGAAGAAACGAAUCACGUCCGCCGAUCUAGCUGGGAAUGAUAAUCCGAAAGUCCUUGGAAUACUAUGGAACACUGAAAAAGAUGAACUAGUGCUUUCGUGCAACUACCCUCCGAAAGCGAAAGUGACAAAGAAGUCAGUCUCAGAACAAGUUACUGCAAUAUACGACCCUCAGGGAUGGCUCACACCUCUCAUGCUGGCCGGUAAAAGAUUCCUCCGAUCGCUGUGGAAAUUCGACUACGCCUGGGAUACGAAGAUAUCUGAAGAGCAUCAGCAACAAUGGAAGGAUAUCAACCAAGCAGUCAGUGUGUGUGGCUUUCACUAUGUGUUGCCGCGAGAGGUUGCUCAGAUCGACACUCCAACAAAGCUUGUGCUGUUCUCAGACGCUAGCGGACAAGCUAUGGCAAGGUGUACUUACCUUGCUUCCACCCUGGGAAGCAAUUUACUCGCUGGAAAAUCCAAACUUCCACCCAUCAAAGACGUGAUGAUUCCAAAAUUAGAGCUCAACGCCGCUACAAUGGCUACUCGAGUUGCACACUCAAUCUUUAUGGUGAUCCAGUAUCGCACAAGGAUCUCAGAAACAGUCAUCCUGUCUGACUCACAAAUUACCCUCAAAUGGAUCGCAUCGCCUUUACCUGCCGAAGAAAGAGCAGGAGUAUUUGUUAAGAAUCGUGUAACCGAGAUACGAAAGAUUGUGAAGGACAUCCCAGUCAAUGUUCACUUUGGAUAUGUGAGCACCGCAAUGAAUCCAGCAGACUCAGCAACAAGAGGAGUCGAUAAGGACGACAUGACUGACCAUAUGUGGUGGAAGGGACCAAAGUUUAUCCUGGAUCCAAUAGAGCAAUAG